Puntigrus tetrazona (Sumatra barb) is the source of this 2336-nucleotide messenger RNA. Its product is annotated as platelet glycoprotein V. The transcript has 2 exons. The coding region runs from base 94 to 1992 and encodes 632 amino acids. The record is from RefSeq and is a predicted model, not a curated record. Gene Ontology annotation, cellular component: extracellular matrix. NCBI's taxonomy places the organism in Eukaryota, Metazoa, Chordata, Actinopteri, Cypriniformes, Cyprinidae. Gene Ontology annotation, molecular function: protein binding.
AAAAAGAAGAACUAUUUCCAAAGUGUAGUUAUUAAAGGCAGAAUGCACCCAUUAUAGCCAGACAUUCUUCAGUAUCUGUGAGAGUUUGACAAUAUGUGGUUCGGAUUUGUUCUACUUCAACUUCUGCCUCAAUUCGCCCUCAGUGCUCCUUGUCCCUAUCGCUGCGUUUGUGACAUUAGGGGUUCUGUAAAAUGCACCGGGGACAUCACCGACAUUCCUCCUCUCGACCCAUCGACAACCUUCCUGCUCCUGCUAAAUGACACAAACAUAAAGAUCCUCAAAGACCGAAGUUUCCAGCCGUUCUCUCUUCUGCUACGCCUGAUGAUCACACACAGCACUCUAGACACAAUCCAACCAGAAGCUUUCCAUGGUGCUCCACAACUUCGGUCCCUCAAACUUUCAUCAAACGCACUCUCCGUCUUCCCAGCCAAGGUGUUUAGUGAACAGAGUGACUUGGAGCAGCUGCAGCUAGAUAAUAACCAAAUAGCUUCUGUUAGUUCAGAACUCUUUGAGGCGAUGGUCAACCUAACUGAACUAAAUCUGAGCAAGAACCGCAUCUCCCGGCUGGAUGCUGACGUUUUCCGGGGUUUGAACAAUCUGAUUUACUUAAACUUAGCUGAUAACCAGCUGAGGAACCUCCCGAAUAACCUCUUCCAUAACCUUUUGCAACUCAAAUCUUUGGUGCUCUCAUCCAACCAGUUGGAGACUCUUGAAAAGGGUUCCUUUGACCAUCUAAGCAACCUAUUGGUGCUAAUGCUACAGAAGAACCACAUCCAACAGAUUCCUCCACGUCUUUUCUGGCCUUUGCCAUCCCUACUCACCCUCUCGAUGUCUGCCAACCAACUCCAGGAUAUUCCAGCCGAGACUUUCUACUACUUGCCCAAACUGACCAAGCUAACCCUCUACAAAAACCCAUUGACAUCUCUUCCUUACCAUCUAAUGGGACACAUGCCGAGAAUCCAAGAGCUGUACCUUUACGAAACCAAUCUAUCAACUCUCCCAUGGAACCUGUUUGCAAACAUGACCAACCUAAAAGCUCUAAAUUUACACUUCAACAACAAGUUGACCUCCCUCCCGAAGAACCUCUUCUGUUGCCUGCCCAACCUGAAGAAACUGUCCCUGAAGAACAAUAACCUUGAUGAACUGGACCCGGAGCUCUUCUCGAACUUGGGAAGCCUUCAAGUUCUGAUGCUUAAUGAGAACAAGCUCGAGUCUCUCCCAUCGGCAAUCUUUCGCAACACCUCAAGACUAGAAAAACUAGACCUGAACCACAACCAUCUGAGGUAUCUCCCAGGAGAUGUUUUUGUUCACGCAAGAGUGCUAAAAGAUCUCUCUCUUAGAGGCAAUAAAUGGAAUUGCGAUUGUAGCAUUAUGGGUAUCGCAGAGUGGAUUCGUGGAAACCCAAAUCUAAUCAGUGACUUGGACGAAGUAACAUGCUAUGAACCCUACCGCUUAAAAAACCAUCAGCUGCAAAUGCUGACUCAUGAGGAACUCCUCUGUGGUGUUUUUCAGACCACUUUUAUGGCUACAGGUGCCAUUACCACUGUUGCUCCAACCUUGCAAACGUCUACGGCUACAAGCACAACAGCAACAAAUACUGCGAAAGAAACUACAACUGCAGCUACUUUUCCAACAUCCACUUCUAUACGUUCUCCUACUACUGGUCAUAUUUAUGUGAAACAAGGCAGUGGUAUCGACAUUGAUCCGGCAUUCUACGAUACAAUUGUGCUGGAUAACGGACCUGAAAUUGUGCACAACAAUUACUACAAUGGCUGGGUGUACCUGUGGACUGUCCCGUCAACGGGUACUUACAGUGGAUUCAUGAUGGCUCUGUACAUUGUUCUUUUGGUCAGCGGCGUAGUCCUCAUUGUGGCCAGUUUGUACACUUUGUAUCGGCUUCAUAAGGUGAUAUGGGUGUUGGGAAAAGUCAGUAUGGGAGACAAUCAGAGAGUAAUGGUUAGAAGAGUGCGAAGCUUUAAAGUCAAAUUCUAAAGAAAGCUUCAGUUAUUCUCUAGCGAAUAGUGCAUAUUGUAAUUUGUUUAAUUCUACUAAUAUAAAUGCCUGAGACCACUGAUCAAAAGCACCUGUCUUUUUCUAAUUUUAUGCAACAAAUUUCACUACAAAUGAUGCUCAGCACAACUUAUGUGACAAGCUUCAAAAAACACAUAAUGCAUGUUCCUACAGCCUUUUACAAUAAAUCUUUUGUUUCUUUUCUCACUACAGAAGUUUUCCUUCCUGCAAUUUCGGUGCUUUACAUUCAUAAAACUGAUACGGACGCGCCCUUGGUGGUUGUUUGCAAAGAGUGUGAGACCAAAUAAAAUGCUUCUGUUCCUUGA